Molecule: messenger RNA, 1411 nt
Organism: Peromyscus leucopus (white-footed mouse)
Lineage: Eukaryota; Metazoa; Chordata; Mammalia; Rodentia; Cricetidae
Product: NACHT, LRR and PYD domains-containing protein 1a-like
Exons: 4
Coding region: 976-1389 (137 amino acids)
Cellular component (GO): canonical inflammasome complex
Source: RefSeq, a predicted model, not a curated record
UCUCCACACGCUGAUGUGCCUUUCCAAUGCUGGCCUCUGCCACAGCUCGGCUUUUAGGAUACAUCUCAGUUACUUGUCAAAUCUUAGCUGCCUCCUUCCCUCCUGGAGAUAGGAACAAGCUUCAACUUCACGGGCUCCAUCUCCCUCCUCAAGGAGAACAGCCCAUAGGGCAGGAACAGUGACAUUGACAGCCUCUGGAAAGUGCAGGACUCUUUCCUCUCCUGCCUUGUUCUCGCUUCAUAGCAGGCUGAGAGGGAGUGAUGGUGUCCCUGGUUGUGGACAUGAAGGCUCAAGGAAGGUGGUAAUUCUCCUAAACCUACAGAAACUCCAGGACGUGAAGCCUGUAAGAGUGGAAUCCAGGGCCUGGCUUGUGGCUCAGUAGAGAAAGCUCAUGUGUGAGAACACAGCUUCCAUCUCCAGCACUGAAAUGGGGAAGACAGAAACGGGACAAAGAUUCUGUCCUUCUAGCCAAGUUCUCACAGAAUCCUAGAACCCAGACCUUCUACAUUCUCUUUAAACAGCUCUCCAGAGUCACUUCCGUGACAAAGCCAUGACCCCCAACCACAGUGAUGCUGAGGGCUGUAGGGAUGCUCUCUCCCAACAAGAACCUCCACACCCAGUCAUGCCCCAUUCCUAGGAUGGUUCAGAUCCAGCAUCUGCACCAUGUAGGAGUAUAAAAAGGCAAUAGUCCCAAAGGCCAUCAUCCCAGUUCCGAUCUGCCUGUGAUCUGGCCAAGACCUCACCGGCACCACUUCAUGGCCACAUCUGCUCCUCUCCAUGGCUACUGCCCUCUCUUUUCUGUCCUGGUGUCGGCCAAAGAACACACCCCAAUAAGCUCCCUCACUGGCUUCAUCUCAGAGGCUAAUUCUGAGGAACCUAACUGUGAGAGUCUUCCACACUCCUUGGUAUAGCCCAGGACAAUAUGGCUUCCCUUGUGCUUGCAGGCUAGACCAGGCCUCUCUGAGUGAGCAGGUGAUGAUGGAGCUGAGGGCUCUGAAGGAAAAGAAUCCCGAGCUUCUCAUCCAGAGCACAUGGAAACCACAUGAGACUGUCUCUACUCUGGGUCUGGAUAAAGGAGAAAUGAGUGCUGGCCCAUCCUCAUGCAAGCGGCAGAGACUACAGUCAGAGGAAGGAGCUCCACACACAGCACAGCUGAAACUCCCCCACUCACCCGACUCUUCCCCUCUGGGAGACAAGCUCACAGAGUCUCUUGGGUCUGAAGAUGGCUUCUGGGGCAGCACAGGACCUGUGGAUACUGAGGUGGUUGACAGGGAAAGAAACCUGUACCGAGUUCAGUUCCCCAUGACUGGCUCCUACCACUGGCCCAGCACUGGUCUUCUCUUUGUGGUGACAAGAGCGGUGACUGUAGAGAUAGAAUUCUGUGCCUGAAGCCAAUACCUGGGCAAGACUC